AUGGCAAGCAGAAUACCGCAAAAGCCUCUCCCACCAACAAUGCUAAGAAUUCCAGAGACUAAACAUAUACACUCUCACUCUUUAGACAUAUACACUCUCACUCUUUUCUCUCUCUCUCUCUCUCUCGCUCUCUCUUUUACAUUCUCACUUUUGCUCUCCGUUUCUCUCUCUUACUCUUUCUUUCUAUCUCCCUCUCUUUCUCUCUCUCUCGUUCUUUCUCGCCCUCUCACUCUUGCUCUCUCUUUCUCUCUCUCUCUCACUCUUUCUUUCUCUCUCUCACUCUCUCUCACACACACUCACUAUUUCUCUCUCUUUCUCUCGCUCAUUAUUUCUUUCUGUCUCUCACUCUCUCUUAUACUCUCUUUUUUCUCACAUUCUCUCACACUCGCUUCUCUCUCCCUCUUUCUCUUUCUCUCUCUCUCUCUCACUUUCACUAUUGAUCUCUCUUUCUCUCGCUCACUAUAUCUUUCUGUCUCUCACUCUCUCUUAUACUCCCUCUCUCUCACUCUAUUUUUCUCAUUCUCUCUCUCUCUUUUAACUCUCUCUUUCUAUCUCCCCCUUAGUUUUUCUCACACUCUCUCACACUUGCUUCUCUCUCUCUCUCUCUCUCUCUCUCUCUCUCUCUCUCUCUUCACCUGA
Molecule: messenger RNA, 639 nt
Organism: Acanthosepion pharaonis
Lineage: Eukaryota; Metazoa; Mollusca; Cephalopoda; Sepiida; Sepiidae
Source: the annotation of a GenBank genome assembly